Molecule: messenger RNA, 2902 nt
Organism: Anolis carolinensis (green anole)
Lineage: Eukaryota; Metazoa; Chordata; Lepidosauria; Squamata; Anolidae
Gene: cdc42ep3
Product: CDC42 effector protein 3
Exons: 3
Coding region: 550-1326 (258 amino acids)
Biological process (GO): positive regulation of pseudopodium assembly; positive regulation of actin filament polymerization; regulation of cell shape
Cellular component (GO): membrane; cytoplasm
Molecular function (GO): small GTPase binding
Source: RefSeq, a predicted model, not a curated record
GGCCAGAGGCGGGUGACAGGCGCUCGCAGGUGCCGCCUUGGCCGCUCCGCAGUCCGAGCGAGGACAGGCGCCUCCCGCCGCGCCCCAACUCGCAGCGGCUGUUCCCGUCCCUCCGCCUCCUCCCCCUGCUGCUGCUGCUGCGGCGGCGGCGCGUGGCGCGAGAGGCAGCUGCGCGCGAGGCGAGCAGAAAGAGAGCGCGCGGCGGCGGAGGGAGCCGACCCGGGAACAGUGCUUUGCUGCAGAAUUUUCUACUGGAUUGCAAACAUAAAGAAGGUUUCUGAGAUCUUGGAAGCAAGUGAGCAACUCUCACAGCCUUGGCACAGUGUCAGCUGCUUUAUUUCAAGGAGAAAACGCACAUUAAAACUCGCCACCUUGAAAAAUUGUGUUUCUCAGAAGGCAUCUGCAGUGGUUUGAAUUUGUAAGUGAUGCCGGUGGUGCUGAUGUGACUAACACCUAAGAAUUUGUGAGAGAAGAACAACCCAAACUUCUGGACUAUUUUUUUUAGUAUUUUCUUAUUCUUUGUGUCGUUCCAACAAACUCUGCCAAAGUAUGCCAGCCAAAACCCCCAUCUACCUAAAAGCCGACAACAAUAAGAAAGGGAAGAAGUUCAAGUUGAGGGACAUUUUGUCUCCAGAUAUGAUCAGCCCGCCUUUGGGGGAUUUUCGCCACACUAUCCAUAUCGGGAAGGAAGGACAGCAUGAUGUAUUUGGAGACAUCUCCUUUUUGCAAGGAAAUUACGAGCUCUUACCUGGGAACGAGGGAGAAACGGCCAGCCAACGUGACGGCCACAGUGAAUUUCUGCGGGCAAACAGCACCUCUGACUCUGUAUUUACCGAAACGCCUUCUCCGGUACUCAAAAAUGCCAUAUCCCUUCCUGCCAUUGGUGGUUCUCAAGCCCUCACUCUGCCCUUGUUGUCACCGGUGACAUUUAAUUCAAAGCAGGACUCCUUGGGGCCAUUAAGAAACCCCAGGCAUAGCUGCGAGCCCGUAAUGGAAGAAAAGUUGCAGGAGAAAAGCAAACACUUGGAGAAUGGGAAAAUGUACAAAGAUGACAUCACAUGGGAGCGGAAGGCCCCGCCAUCUCAUUAUUCUAACGGAAGAGACAGUCAUUCAUCCAGCCUUUCAGGACAAUACACUGAAUGGCGAACAGAGGAAUUUUUGGACCACAGUAAUCUCUCCUGUGAUUUCACCAAGACUCAGUGGUCCCAGCCUAAGCCAGAUGAUGCCCUUUCGGAUCUAGCAGAGCCGCUUCUUUCUUUGCAGCUUGACCUUGGACCUUCACUUUUGGAUGAAGUGCUCAGUGUAAUGGACAAAAACAAAUCAUAGAACUUGCUGCUCCUUUCAGCCUGGUCAUUAAUAUAGACGCAACUUAAAAUAUAUGGGCAUCCUCCAUCCCAAGGUACAACAAUUGCAGCUGUAAUCUUAUGCACACACUUCAUAGAGAAUAAGGAUGCAUCCUCACUGUAGAGUUAAGGAAGGUUGAUGCUAUUUUAACUGCUUGGACUCAAUCCUGUGGAACUGUGGGAUUUGUAGUUUAGUGAGGCACCAGCACUAUUAAAGACCUUGUACAAUGACAUCAUCCACAAUUCCAUAGCAUUGAGCCAGGGCAGAUAAAGUGGCAUCAAACUGCAUUAAUUCUACAAUGUAGAUACACCCUAAGGCUCAAUAAGCUCAAAAAGCCUUAUUCUUAAUAUAUAUUUGUGCACACCCAUUGAUUUCAUUGGGGAAGCUAAGAAAAGUUACCCAUUGAAAACAAUUGGAAUUGAAGUAUGCUUAACUUCGGGUGAAUUCAGCCUUAUGUGUAUGUGUAUAUGUAUAUAUAUAAUCAACUCUCUUUGCAGUUGACAGGUUUUCUAAAAACAAAUAACUUAAAAACUAUUUUUUUACACAAUUUCCAUGGUUUUUAAACAUGGCUAAUGUCUCAUAAUAGGGACAUGUUUUAACAUCAUGAUUUUAAACUAUAUUAAAAUGUUUUCUAAGAGCCAAGACGAUGUCGUCACUGUAAUAUUUGGGUGGAUUCUGCGAGUUGGGAUCAUUCAUUCAUUUUUAAAAACUGUUUUGGUUCUCAAGGAUCUCAUACGUGCCACACAGAAGAUUUAUGAAGUGAAGGUUAAAUGUUAAUUAGUCCAAUAUUACUUAAUCUGUAACUGCUCUCUUCCCAGAGUGGUAGUGGGAUGGGUUUUUCUUCUAAUAUAUGCCGUGUUUUUCAUUCAGGCUGCACUGUUAUUGUUGAGUGUUAAUGCAUAGUUCAGUGCUCAAAUGGGAAUUGGGAUUUUUUUUGGUCUGUUAUGGGAAAUAUGCAUAGCCUGUAUAAACUGAUGCCACUGAAGUAUUUGGUUUUCCUGUAUGAAGUUUUGACUCAAGUUUAGAAAUACUACUUUCUUGGAUUAUAUGUCCCAGGAUGCUUCCAGUCAGCCUGACCAGUGGGAUUCUGGGAGUUAUCAUUCAAAAAAACUUUUCCAAGCUCUAUUCUCUAUAUGUGUUCUGUCUUGGACAAUCCAGUAUAAAAAAAAAUGAAAAGGCAAAGUUUAAAGUUGUUACUUUAUGAUAUGGGAUGGAAUUAGUUUUCAUGCUCAUUAAAUACACAGAGAAGGAGAAAGACAGGAUUUUUAUCAGAAAACAAUUGUUUGACAAUUUCUUGGAACACCUUUGUAUAAACUGUAUAUUUGUGUGUGUUUGCAAAAAAUAUGUACUUGCUCUUUUAGCAUUGUUCCUUCAGACAUUGACAUACAAAUGCUUAAAAUUUUGCAAUGGAUUACUUUUUGGUUGAAGAAAAAGCACCAGCCAUUCUGGAUGCUCCUAGGAGGGUGUGCUGCAGCAGUUGAUAUUCCAGGGAACAGAAAGAUGUUCCUGCAUUGCGUAGAUACUUUGUGCAAUAUAAUAAAGAAAGAAAUGUGGAAAA